UAAUCACACAAAUUAUUAAAUACUACUAGUACCAAUUAUCAAAUUGUCCAAAUAUGGGAUUACCUGUAUCAUAAUCCGACAAGUCGACAACCUCUCCUCCCCAUCUCAUUUCUUAAAACCCAAUUUCCAAACCCCAAAAAUUUCUCAGCUUAUCAUAUUUGGUGACUGUUUUAAGUUGAAAUUCUCCCACUGGAAAAACCCCAAUCAGUACUCAUUUCGAAGUAUUUCAAUGGCUACAGCUACACAACUUACUUGUUCUACCAUUAUUAACGACCUACCUGAUGUGAUCCUUUCUAACAUCAUCGCCGCAAUCUCCGACGUCCGCAGCCGCAACUCCGCCGCCCUCGUCUGCCGGAAAUGCCUCGUCCUCGAACGUUCCACGCGCGUCUCCCUCACGCUCCGUGGCAACGUCCGUGACCUCUUCAUGUUACCCACUUGCUUCAGAUCCGUAACUCACCUUGACCUCUCCCUUAUCUCUCCUUGGGGUCACCCACUCCUCUCUCCGGUCGACGGCGCCGGCGCAGAAGCUGACCCUUCCCUCAUCGCCCACCUUCUCCGCCACGCGUUUCCUUCCGUCACUUCCCUCGUUGUCUACACGCGCCACCCAUUCACCCUCCAGCUUUUGCCUCCUCUAUGGCCCCACCUAAAGGAAAUCAAGCUUGUGCGGUGGCACCAGCGUCCCCAAUUAGCUACUGGUGAUGAAUUUAAUAUGCUAUUUGAGAAUUGCCCACAGCUUAAAUCUCUAGAUUUGUCGACUUUUUACUGCUGGACGGAUGAUAUUCCUACAGCACUUGAAUCUCAUCCUAUGGUUGCUUCUAAUCUCACUAGCUUUAAUCUCUUGAAUUCCAGUUUUCCUGAAGGGUUUAAGUCUGAUGAGAUUAAGGUAAUUACACAAGCUUGUCCUAAUUUGAAAGAGUUUAAGGUUGCUUGUAUGUUUGAUCCUAGGUACAUUGGUUUUGUUGGUGAUGAAGGUUUGGUUUCUAUAGCUACAAACUGUACCAAAUUAUCAGUGCUUCAUUUGGCGGACACAUCAGCUUUGUCCAACUCUAGGGGUGAUCCAAAUGAUGAGGGGUUCACCGAAGAGGAUGCGAAGAUUAGUGUUGGAACUUUGAUUGAGGUAUUUUCUGGUCUUCCAUUACUUGAAGAGCUUGUUUUAGAUGUUUGUAAUAAUGUUAGAGACACGGGUCCUGCCUUGGAGAUUUUGAAUAGAAAAUGUCCCAAAUUGAGAUCGUUGAAGUUGGGGCAAUUCCACGGUAUUUCUGUGCCAAUUGAAUCGAAGUUGGAUGGGGUUGCUCUUUGUCAAGGGCUUCAAUCUCUGUCGAUAAGUAAUGUGGGGGACUUGAAUGAUAUGGGUUUGAUAGCUAUUGGUAGAGGGUGUUCGAGGUUAGCCAAGUUUGAGAUUCGAGGUUGUAAGAAGAUAACUAUGAGGGGAAUGAGGACACUAGCUUCUUUGCUUAGCAGAACUUUGGUUGAUGUCAAGAUAUCUUGCUGCAAGAAUCUUGGAGCCUCUUCUUCAUUGAAAGCAUUGGAACCGAUACAAAGACGGAUACAAAAGCUUCACAUUGACUGUGUGUGGGACAGCGUUGAAGAAUUUGAGAAUCUUGAUGGUAAUGGAUACGGGUUUGAUCUUAACAGGAAUGAUGGAGGGGAGGCAUCAAGCAACUUUGCUUGUUCCGGGGACACAUUUGGAUGCGAGGAAGAUGCUUACAUGUUUAGACAGAAGAAAAGAUGCAAGUUCUCCUAUGAUAUUAAUAGUUUGUAUGAGGAUGUCAAUGGCCAUGGCAAUGGAUAUAGUGGACGAUCAUGGGAUAAGCUGCAAUGCCUCUCUCUUUGGAUUGGUGUUGGUGAGCUUUUGACUCCUUUAACAACUGCAGGUCUUGAAGACUGUCCUAACUUAGAGGAGAUCAAGAUUAGGGUGGAAGGAGAUUGCAGGCUUUGGUCAAAACCUUCGGAGCGGGCAUUUGGACUGAGCACCCUACUACUCUAUCCUAAGCUUUCCAAGAUGCAUUUGGAUUGUGGAGAUACCAUAGGUUAUGCACACACUGCGCCAUCAGGGCAGAUGGAUUUGAGCUUGUGGGAGAGGUUUUAUCUGUUUGGGAUUGGAAAUUUGAGCCUUGCCGAACUAGAUUACUGGCCACCUCAAGAUAGGGACGUUAACCAAAGGUGUCUAUCCCUACCAGCAGCUGGGCUGCUACAAGAAUGCAUCACACUCAGAAAACUGUUCAUCCAUGGAACAGCGCAUGAACAUUUCAUGAUGUUCCUUCUUAGAAUCCCAAACAUAAGAGAUGUACAACUGAGAGAGGAUUACUAUCCAGCACCAGAGAAUGACAUGAGUACAGAGAUGAGAGCAGACUCCUUGAGCCGCUUUGAAGCUGCCCUAAACAGGCGCCCAAUAUCCGAUUGAUGCAAGGAACACAAUGCGCACAUAAUGUUCCCAUAUCCAGUGCUUCAAUAGUUUUCUUUCGUCAGAAUAUGUAUUAAAUUUUCAGAUCUCUUUAUAUGCAUUAAGGUUUGUGCAUUGGUUAUUGAUGCAUUCCGACGCAAAUUGGGAUGAAGAGGAUGAUAUGGGUCCAAGUUUUGCUUGUAGAGUGUGGAAACAGUUAAACGAACUCUGCUUUUGAUUUUGCAAAAAGGCUGAACGUCUCAACUAUAUUUCUAUAAACACGAUAUUUUUCUUAAACUGGAAAAUCACACAGAAGUUACAAUUUGAGCCGGACAUUGUUAACACCUCUACCAUGUGUUUCUGUACAGACAAAA
This is a messenger RNA of Nicotiana tabacum (common tobacco), 2757 nucleotides long. Its product is annotated as F-box protein MAX2 homolog A. Gene Ontology annotation, cellular component: SCF ubiquitin ligase complex; nucleus. Lineage: Eukaryota; Viridiplantae; Streptophyta; Magnoliopsida; Solanales; Solanaceae. The record is from RefSeq and is a predicted model, not a curated record. Gene Ontology annotation, biological process: SCF-dependent proteasomal ubiquitin-dependent protein catabolic process.